This is a messenger RNA of Arabidopsis arenosa, 1938 nucleotides long. The record is from the annotation of a GenBank genome assembly. NCBI's taxonomy places the organism in Eukaryota, Viridiplantae, Streptophyta, Magnoliopsida, Brassicales, Brassicaceae.
GCCGGAUUGUUUUUCAAUCGCCGUAUUCAUAAUCUCCGGCGACUGAAUUUGUCUCGUAACUCUUGAAAUUUCAUGGAGUGGGACAGUGGUUCCGAUCUAAGCGCCGAUGAUGCUUCGUCAGUGGCGGAUGAUGAAGAGGGAGGUCUUUUUCCCGGCGGUGGACCAAUUCCAUUUCCCGUUGGGAAUUUGCUUCACACGGCGCCUUGUGGAUUCGUUGUUACUGAUGCUGUUGAGCCGGACCACCCUAUUAUCUAUGUCAACACCGUCUUCGAAAUGGUUACUGGAUAUCGUGCUGAGGAGGUUCUCGGAGGAAAUUGCCGCUUCUUGCAAUGUAGAGGACCGUUUGCUAAAAGAAGGCAUCCAUUAGUUGACUCUAUGGUUAUUUCCGAGAUAAGAAAAUGUAUUGAUGAGGGCAUUGAAUUUCAAGGCGAGUUGUUGAACUUUAGGAAAGAUGGAUCUCCGUUGAUGAAUAGACUGCGGCUUACUCCUAUAUAUGGAGAUGACGAUACCAUCACCCAUAUAAUCGGCAUCCAGUUCUUUAUUGAGACAGACAUUGACCUUGGACCCGUUCUUGGAUCUUCAACAAAAGAAAAAUCAAUCGAUGGGAUAUACUCAGCUUUAGCUGCUGGGGAGCGAAAUGUUUCCCGAGGGAUGUGUGGGUUAUUCCAGCUAAGUGACGAGGUUGUGUCUAUGACGAUAUUGUCACGCCUGACACCAAGAGACGUUGCGUCUGUUAGCUCUGUAUGUCGCAGGCUAUAUGUGCUGACAAAGAACGAGGAUCUUUGGCGAAGGGUUUGUCAGAAUGCAUGGGGAAGUGAGACAACACGCGUAUUAGAGACUGUUCCUGGUGCUAAAAGACUCGGUUGGGGGCGCCUGGCUAGAGAACUGACCACCCUUGAAGCUGCAGCUUGGAGAAAACUUACUGUUGGAGGUUCUGUUGAGCCGUCUCGCUGUAAUUUCAGUGCUUGUGCUGUCGGGAACAGAGUGGUUCUGUUUGGAGGAGAAGGUGUGGAUAUGCAGCCUAUGAAUGAUACCUUUGUUUUAGAUCUUAAUUCGGAUUACCCUGAAUGGCAACAUGUCAAAGUGAGCUCCCCUCCUCCGGGACGCUGGGGCCACACGCUUUCUUGUGUAAAUGGCUCCAAUCUGGUUGUAUUUGGUGGCUGUGGUCAGCAAGGUUUGCUGAACGAUGUGUUUGUCUUGAAUCUCGAUGCCAAGCCGCCUACUUGGCGGGAGAUUUCUGGUUUGGCUCCACCUCUACCAAGAUCAUGGCAUAGCUCAUGCACCCUUGACGGAACCAAACUGAUCGUCUCAGGAGGCUGUGCAGAUUCCGGCGUUCUUCUAAGUGACACGUUCCUCCUCGACCUUUCAAUAGAGAAGCCAGUGUGGAGAGAGAUUCCAGCUGCCUGGACCCCGCCUUCCCGGUUAGGCCACACACUAUCGGUUUAUGGAGGAAGAAAGAUCUUAAUGUUUGGUGGUCUUGCUAAAAGCGGGCCUUUGAGAUUCCGUUCGAGCGAUGUCUUCACAAUGGAUCUAAGCGAAGAGGAGCCUUGUUGGAGGUGUGUGACCGGUAGCGGAAUGCCUGGAGCAGGAAACCCAGGAGGAGUAGCACCACCACCGAGGCUGGAUCACGUAGCAGUUAACCUCCCUGGAGGCAGAAUCUUGAUCUUUGGCGGUUCGGUGGCAGGGCUUCACUCAGCAUCUCAGCUUUAUCUUCUUGACCCAACGGAAGACAAACCAACUUGGAGAAUACUAAACAUCCCAGGGAGACCGCCUCGGUUUGCUUGGGGACAUGGCACUUGUGUUGUGGGAGGAACACGAGCCAUAGUGCUGGGUGGUCAGACCGGAGAAGAGUGGAUGCUAAGUGAGCUACACGAGUUAUCACUAGCGAGCUAUCUCACGUAAUGAAACAGAGUCUAUGAAUGAAAGAGGUGCAAGAAG